Molecule: messenger RNA, 1263 nt
Organism: Boeremia exigua
Lineage: Eukaryota; Fungi; Ascomycota; Dothideomycetes; Pleosporales; Didymellaceae
Product: D-isomer specific 2-hydroxyacid dehydrogenase
Exons: 3
Coding region: 1-1263 (420 amino acids)
Cellular component (GO): cytosol
Molecular function (GO): oxidoreductase activity, acting on the CH-OH group of donors, NAD or NADP as acceptor; NAD binding; formate dehydrogenase (NAD+) activity
Source: RefSeq, a predicted model, not a curated record
AUGGUAUUUCUCCGCUCAGCCUCCCGCCUUGCGCGCCCCGCGUCCUCCCUCCUCACAGCUCGUGCUGGACCACGGUUGACAUCGGGCGCCGCCUCCCUACGACAACCGAAUCAGUUCAGAACGCUAACCGCGACCGCUUCACAACAGGGCAAGGUUCUUCUCGUUCUCUAUGAUGGCGGUGUCCACGCUGAGCAGGAGCCCCGUCUUCUCGGUACCACCGAGAACGAGCUCGGUCUGAGGAAAUGGAUUGAGGAGCAGGGCCACGAGCUCGUCACUACAUCCAACAAGGAGGGCGAGAACUCGGAGUUCGACAAGCACCUCGUUGAUGCUGAGAUUAUCAUCACCACACCAUUCCACCCCGGUUACCUCACAGCAGAGCGUCUUGCUAAGGCUAAGAACCUGAAGCUUGCGGUCACUGCCGGUAUUGGGUCCGACCACGUCGACCUCGAUGCUGCCAACAAGACCAACGGCGGCAUCACCGUCGCUGAGGUUACUGGCUCCAACGUCGUCUCGGUUGCUGAGCACGUCGUCAUGACCAUCCUCACACUCGUCCGCAACUUCGUCCCCGCCCACGAGCAGAUUGCGCGUGGUGACUGGAACGUUGCUGAGGUGGCAAAGAACGAGUACGAUCUCGAGAACAAGGUGGUCGGUACUGUCGCUGUUGGCCGUAUCGGCGAGCGUGUCCUCCGCCGCCUCAAGCCCUUCGACUGCAAGGAGCUCCUCUACUUCGACUACCAGCCCCUGCGCCCUGAGGUCGAGAAGGAGAUUGGUGCCCGUCGCGUCGAGAACCUCGAGGAGAUGCUCGCACAGUGCGAUGUGGUCACAAUCAACUGCCCUCUCCACGAGAAGACACGCGGUCUGUUCAACAAGGAUCUCAUUUCCAAGAUGAAGAAGGGCUCAUGGCUCAUCAACACAGCCCGCGGUGCGAUUGUUGUCAAGGAGGACGUUGCCGAUGCGCUCAAGAGCGGCCACCUCCGCGGAUACGGUGGUGAUGUCUGGUUCCCGCAGCCCGCGCCCAAGGACCACCCUCUGCGUUACGCGCAGAACCCCUGGGGCGGAGGCAACGCCAUGGUUCCUCACAUGUCCGGUACGUCGAUCGACGCCCAGGAGCGCUACGCCGCCGGCACCAAGGCCAUCCUCGACUCGUACUGGUCUGGUCGCCACGAUUACCGUCCGGAGGACCUUAUUGUACACAAGGGUGAAUACGCUACUAAGGCGUACGGUCAGCGCAGCAAUGCUGAGCGCACGACUGCCCCGAAAUAG